Prinia subflava (tawny-flanked prinia) is the source of this 1794-nucleotide messenger RNA. RefSeq names its product complement C8 alpha chain (gene C8A). The transcript is spliced from 11 exons. The record is from RefSeq and is a predicted model, not a curated record. Gene Ontology annotation, molecular function: protein binding. The coding region runs from base 1 to 1794 and encodes 597 amino acids. Lineage: Eukaryota; Metazoa; Chordata; Aves; Passeriformes; Cisticolidae. Gene Ontology annotation, biological process: complement activation. Gene Ontology annotation, cellular component: membrane attack complex.
AUGUGGUGGAGCCUGGCUCAGCUCUGGGCCCUGAUCCUGUCUUUGUGCUCGCUGGCUUUAACACCAGUCCAGGCCACGGCGUGCAGGGAGCUCCAGGCAUUGCCUUCCCACAGAAGAAGCAGCAGAGAUGUUAAUUCUCCAGCUCCUGUCGACUGUCAGCUGAGCCACUGGUCAGGAUGGACUGAUUGCUUCCCUUGCCAAGAGAAAAAACACCGCUACCGGCGCCUGCUGCAGCCAGCGCAGUUUGGAGGGCGACGCUGCGCGGGGCAACUCUGGGACGAGCAGGCCUGUGGAGCUGGGACAACGUGCACAGGGCCACCAGGGUGUGGGCAGGACUUCCAGUGCAAGGAGACAGGGCGCUGCAUUAAACGGCAUCUCGUGUGCAACAGAGACAGAGACUGCAGAGAUGGCUCUGAUGAGGAUAACUGCGAGGAUGAAGAUAUUGAAAGCCCUUGUGAACAUCUGUUCCCAAUCCCAGGGGUGGAAAAAGCAGUCCAAGGGUACAACAUCCUGACGCAGGAAUGGAGGCAGAACAUCUACGACCCGGGGUAUUUCGGGGGGCUCUGUGAGUACGUGUACAACGGGGAGUGGCGGGAGCUGCGCUACGACGCCGCCUGCGAGCGCCUGCACUACGGCGACGACGAGAAGUAUUUCCGCAAGCCUUACAACUUCCACCUCUACCAGUUCCUGGCUCAUGCUGAUUCUGGAUUUUCUCUUGAGUUUUACGACGAUUCAAAGGACUUGCUUGAUGCCCUUAAAAGCGAUAAAUCCAAAACAACAGGCUUCACCAUUGGAAUUGGGCCUGGAAGUGGAGAUAUCAUGUUAAACCUGGGCCUCACUUUAUCAGGUGGCAAAGGAUCCCUGAAGAAUUUCACACAAUACGAUGCAAAGGAGGUUGGGUUCAUCAGAGCUGUGACCAAGGUGCAGACAGCCCGCUUCAAGAUGAGGAGGGACAACAUUGUUUUGGAUGAGGAUGUGCUGCUGUCCCUGCAGGACCUCCCAGACACCUACGACUACGGCAUGUAUUCCAAAUUCAUCAACGACUACGGCACCCACUUCAUGACAUCUGGCACCAUGGGGGGUGUCUUUGAGUACAUCCUCGUCGUCAACAAGGAGGAAAUGAGAAGGAAAGCCAUCAGCACCGAGGAGAUCAGUGCCUGUGUUGGGCUGUCCCUUGGCAUCACAGUCAGCAAGGAGAUGCUGGGCCUGGCUGCAACUCUGACACACACUGAGUGCGAGAGCAAAGGACUCCGGCAAACUGAUGCUAAGAGCCACGGUGCAGUUGUGGAAGAUAUUAUUCCCCGGGUUAGAGGGGGAGAUACCAGCUCCAGCGUGGGGCUCCUGAACAGCUGGGAUGGCAACAUGUACCGUCACUGGGGCAGGUCAUUAAAAUAUAAUCCUGCUGUUAUUGAUUUCCAGCUGCAGCCCAUCCAUGAAAUCCUCGGCAGGAGCGGCCUGGGCCGGGUGGAGAGCAAGCGGCAGCACCUGAGGAGGGCUCUGGAGGAGUUCCUGCAGGAGUUCAGCCCCUGCCGCUGCGGGCAGUGCCACAACAACGGGGAGCCCGUCCUGGUGGGCGACUCCUGCUCCUGCCAGUGCCGCCCCGGCUACAGCGGCCCUGCCUGCCAGCAGGGCGAGCGCCCAGGCGGGGGGACGGACGGGCGCUGGAGCUGCUGGUCGGGCUGGUCGCCGUGCCAGGCCGGCGCGGCGCGGCGCAGCCGGCACUGCUCCAACCCCGCCCCGCAGCGCGGCGGGCAGCCCUGCACGGGCAGGGACCUGCAGAGCAGAGCCUGCUGA